AAGCAUUAGGGAUAGAAGUGAACCCACAUAAUGACAAAAGUAAGGAGGAGGUGCUAGAAGAAAUACGUAAAGAUACAACCUUCUUGAGCUUGAACCAAAGCUCAAUGUCUUUUGAAAUCCAGAGUGACACGAAAAUUUCCUUAGGUGGUGCUAUACCUGCAGUAAAUAAAUUCUUUCGCGCUGACUGAGAAAAGGUUGUGAUAUAAACAGUGCAUUAGGUGCGCAGGAACUCCACCUCAUUGUUCAUUUCUUUAGUGGCAGGCUUCUGUAAAACUGAUUCAGCAAUGGAGUACGAGAUGAACCAUAGGAGGCGAGGCUUGGCACUAAUCUUCAACCAGGAAAACUUUCAAUAUUCACGGCAGCGCCGUGGCACAAAUAAAGACAGAGACAACCUCACAGAAAGAUUUCAAGCCUUAGGGUUUGAAGUGAACUCUCACAAUGACAAACCUAAGGCAGAGGUGCUAAAAGAAUUACAUAAAGCUGCAGAUGCCAACCACGCAGAUGCCGACUGCUUUGUCUGCAUUUUCAUGACUCAUGGGGAAGAAAGGCAAAUUGAAGCCUAUGAUGAUAAGAUUAAGAUUAAGGAAAUAACAGAUCUCUUCAGAGGAGAUCAGUGCAAGAGCCUUGUAGGGAAGCCCAAGAUCUUCAUCUUCCAGGCAUGUGCUGGUAAAAAAUAUGAAGCUGCUGUGACCGGCAUGAUGGCAGGGGACAGUGAUGAUGAGGAAGAGGAGGAGGAAGCAGCUAACAUCUACACCAUCCCAGCAGGGGCAGAUUUCCUCAUGUGUUACUCUGUAGCAGAGGGAUUCUAUUCAUUUCGUGAUGUAAAUGCUGGAUCAUUCUACAUUCAGGAUUUAUGUGAAACACUGCAACAGCAUGGCUCAACUAUGGAGUUCACCGAGCUCCUGACUCUGGUCAAUCUGAAGGUUUCUCGACGUACCGCAGACGUGGGCAAUGUUAGGAAUAAAAAACAGAUGCCCUGCUUCACCUCCAUGCUGACUAAAAAAGUCUAUUUUAGGUGCAACAAAUAGUAAAGCACCCGCUCCCAGUGCAUUACUAUUUACCAUUACUCACUUAAUGAUCAAUAAACAUUUUUGGUGUUAUUACUGUUUUUUUUCCCCUAACAUUUUACAAGGAUUGUAUCAACAUAAUAUAUCUAUGAGAUGAUACCUAACAGAAUUACAAGACUCAGUCACUAAAUCAGUUAGAGCUGCUUAAUCAGAUUUGAGAAUUCAACUGCGCUGACCAGUGUGGUGGUAUAAAAUGCUAAUAAUGCACAGUGAUUAGAUAGACAUUUUCCUUAGUUAUAUUACAUUUGACUUCUGCAAACCUGUAAAUUUAAACAUUCAUUAUGUUAUGAUCAUAGACAAUUAAAGUAAAUCAUUAAUGAAUGUUGUUCAAUAGGUUAAGGAUUACAGCUUUCAUGUGUCAUAUGUUUGUGUUGCAAAGCUGGCUUUCAUUUUCACUUUGUGAUAGGGCAAAUGUUUUUCUAGGGAAUUUUUUCCCAGCCUCAGAUUAACAUUGACAUGCCUUUCUGGUGAAAUUCCCUUUAAGAGGUUGUCAUUUUCCUGAUUUCACUACUGUCUGAUAAGAUAUGAUAUACAGACUGACACUUCAGCCUUUUUUUCCAUAAUUUAUCAUUUGCUGAAUAUCCAUAAUUUAUAAUAUAUUCAUUAUUUUGGUAUUUAUAUCCAUUCAUCACUGAAAUUAAAAUUACAAGCAGUUUAUAAACUCUAAUAAUCUUCAUAAAGCUCUAAUAAUGUGCUGUAAGUAAUUACUUGAUAAUUUAUAAUAACAUGUCAUGCAAGUAGUACUACUAAUGCUAUGUGUGGUAGCGCACAAUCUGUAUAAAUAAUAAUGCCCUGUGAAUAAUUCAUUUUUUUUCUAUAGCACUUUUAACAAUGGACACUGUCACAAAGCAGCUUUACAGAUAUAUAUACUCUCUAUAUAUGUAUAUAUAUAUAUUUACCAAAACACUCUAUGCCCAUGACCCCUCCAGAUCUGAACCUUUAGCUAAGAAAAAAUCUAUUAACAAAAGGCUUGCCUAAACAGACAUGUUUUCAGCCUAGACUUUCAGACCAUGAGACUCAAACACCUGUCUGAGUCCCAAACAUUAAUUGGAAGGCUGUUCCUUUCUGCCCCCUGCUGCAGACUUCAUUAAAAUAUUCCUGUACCUUUUGAUCAAAGUAGGUGUGGCUGAUCACAAAAGGCCAGAAGUUCGCUCAGGUACUGCUUUGCAUGACCAUUCAGUGCAGUUAUAGCACUUUAUUAGAGCUUUAUGAAGCAUGAUUAAAGUUUAUAAAAUGCUUAAAAUUAUAAGCACACAUAAUAAUUUAUGAACAUAAGUUUCAUAGAAGGUGUUAUGACUUACUCUAUAAGGUACCAUAACUAUGUGGUUUGAAUUAUUUUUUUGUAAGUUUUUUUAUGUUACAGUUUUUAAGUAGUGAUGCAUAGUUUUGCUUGACUGAGAUCACUGUUAGUACCACUGAAUUUAUUGCAUUGUGUUAAAGUUUCCUAUUUAAAUAUCAA
Molecule: messenger RNA, 2526 nt
Organism: Pangasianodon hypophthalmus (striped catfish)
Lineage: Eukaryota; Metazoa; Chordata; Actinopteri; Siluriformes; Pangasiidae
Product: caspase-6
Exons: 7
Coding region: 285-1028 (247 amino acids)
Biological process (GO): apoptotic process; proteolysis
Cellular component (GO): cytoplasm
Source: RefSeq, a predicted model, not a curated record